Messenger RNA from Apaloderma vittatum (bar-tailed trogon), 198 nucleotides. It is a transcript of the gene LYRM2, whose product is annotated as LYR motif containing 2. The transcript is spliced from 2 exons. The record is from RefSeq and is a predicted model, not a curated record. The annotation marks the transcript as partial. Lineage: Eukaryota; Metazoa; Chordata; Aves; Trogoniformes; Trogonidae. Gene Ontology annotation, cellular component: mitochondrion.
CAGCUGUACAGAGAGGUCCUGCGGGCAGUCCGGGAUGUCCCUGCGGAAGCUGAUCGUCGCUAUUUGAAGGACUGGGCCAGGGAGGAAUUCAGGAGGAAUAAGGAUGCUACAGAUGAGGAUGCCAUCAGGAUGAUGAUUACUCAAGGCAACAUGCAACUCCGGGAACUUCAAAGAACACUUAAACUGGCAAAAUCCUGA